This is a messenger RNA of Penicillium roqueforti, 1311 nucleotides long. RefSeq lists its product as uncharacterized. NCBI's taxonomy places the organism in Eukaryota, Fungi, Ascomycota, Eurotiomycetes, Eurotiales, Aspergillaceae. The transcript has 3 exons. Gene Ontology annotation, cellular component: fungal-type vacuole membrane. Gene Ontology annotation, biological process: transmembrane transport. Gene Ontology annotation, molecular function: transmembrane transporter activity. The record is from RefSeq and is a predicted model, not a curated record. The coding region runs from base 1 to 1311 and encodes 436 amino acids.
AUGCGUUCAACAAAGAAGACACAUGGCGCCCAACCACAUUUACCAUCGGACAACUUGGCACUUGACAAUGAACGUGAAAACGAACAACCGAAAAAAAGAGUCAAUGGGGGCCUUGAUGCAUGGUUAAAUGUUCUUGCGGGCUUCUGUGUCUUUGUGAACUCUUGGGGCCUACUGACGACCUAUGGCUCUUUCCAAGAGUAUUACCAAACAGAACUUCUGCCAAAUGAGACACCAUCCACGAUCUCAUGGGUAGGCAGUAUCCAGGCCACGCUAAUCCCAAUGGUUGGUCUUGCUACGGGGCCAUUAGUUGAUAUCGGAUACUUGCGUCCUCUAAUUAUAUCCGGAAGUUUCUUGACUGUAUUCGGAAUGAUGAUGACCAGUCUCGCCACUUCGUACUAUCAGGUACUACUCGCGCAAGGAUUCUGCGUCGGAAUGGGAGGCGGUAUCUCCUACAUCCCAGCCCUCGUCGUAAUAUCAACGAGUUUCACCACAAAACGCCCAAUCGCCAUCGGCUGCGCAUCAAUUGGGUCUAGCGUGGGGGCCGUCAUUUUCCCAGUCAUGUUCCGCCAACUGCAGCCCAGAGUCGGAUUCGCAUGGGCAGUUCGCAGCAUUGGCUUCAUCAGCCUAUUUCUUGCUGUUGUAGCAUGUCUGAUUUUGUGUCGGCAACCAGGCCAGAGAGCACAUGCAAGAAGUCUUAUCGACUGGAGUGCCUUCCGUGAGCCCUCAUUUAUGAUGUUCUCGCUCUCGCUCACGUGUGUCAUGCUCGCAUACUACGUGCCAAUUUUCUACAUCGCCUCCUAUGCCCGCACGGUGGUGCAUACCACUACCGAUUUUAGCUUUUAUAUGGUUGCUAUUGUCAAUGGCACGUCCGUCAUCGGUCGCGUCGUUCCAUAUCUGCUUGUCGCAUAUAUAAAACCUAUUGGGAUACUGAUAUUCUCCGUGAUCGCGUCGGCGAUUGCUAUGUUCACUUGGAUUGCGGCUACCAGUAUGGCUGGGUUUAUUGUCUGGGCAUGCUACUGGGGAGCUCUCAGUGGUGUUUUGGUCACGGCGCCGACUUCCAUUGUGGCACAUCCGAUUUUCUGUCCGGAUUCAAGCUUCUUGGGGACUCGUUUGGGCAUGAUGUGGGGGAUAUCGUCUUUCGGGGCGCUUGCUGGAACUCCAAUUGCAGGUGCUUUGGUCAAUCUCGAUACCUCGGAGUUCCUGCAUGCUCAGGUCUUUGCGGGUUGUAUGAUGGUUGGCGCUGUCUUGUUGCAGGUUUGGCCAACUUUCAGGGUGGUUCGGUAUGAUCUGGAGCAUCCUCGCAAAAAAUGA